Messenger RNA from Cotesia glomerata, 2858 nucleotides. Its product is annotated as acetylcholinesterase-like. The transcript is spliced from 7 exons. The record is from RefSeq and is a predicted model, not a curated record. Gene Ontology annotation, biological process: acetylcholine catabolic process; choline metabolic process. NCBI's taxonomy places the organism in Eukaryota, Metazoa, Arthropoda, Insecta, Hymenoptera, Braconidae. Bases 648 to 2765 code for a protein of 705 amino acids. Gene Ontology annotation, molecular function: acetylcholinesterase activity. Gene Ontology annotation, cellular component: plasma membrane.
UGUCGAGGUAUCGCAGCUAGGAAAGCUCUGUAGCUUUUGAGGAGUCCUCAGUGCGGCCUGAACCGUUAGCCGGCCUACAUCGUGCGUGUCCAAGUGUGGCUGUGUUAUAUACACUAUUUUUCAUCGCUAAAUGUUAUUUAAUUAAAAAAUAGUAAAUAAAUUAAAUCCAUUUUAUUUUUUUAUCUUCGCUAUUAAUCGCUCUCAAAAUUCCUUUUUUUCGAUUAACUAGUUAUUACUUACCCCAAUAUUAAUAAUAAUAAAAAUAACAACAAUAAUAUUAAUAAAAAAAUAAUAGUUAAGUUGUAUAAAAAAUAAUCAAGAGAUUCCGUCCGUUGUCAUUGUUUUAUCUAUUUUUUUCGAUCAAUUACCGCUGGAUUUACUAACAAGGCAAAAAAUAGGAAUAAAAAAACAUGAUUGAUAAUUAUUCGGUGAUGUAGCUGAUGGGACGUGUAAUUUGAUGAUAAAUCCCUUUCUCCCACAAGAAAGACCAAUUGUUACUGUCAGAGUGAUUGAAUUAUUUAGUGAUUGGCAAUUAAAAUCGAUAAUCAGCAUCCCCCUGUCAACGGAGAAGGACGUCUGGCGUCCUCACCGACGUGAGGUAAAAAAUUGCGUGAAGGGGAGUUGAGGAGAGGAGUGGCGCGAGGACGAUGGCAAUGACGAGAGGUCGAAGCGCCCUCCUUAACGUAGAAACGCUGGUAGUGUUAACGGUGGUGGUUGCGUCAACGCUGGACUUGGGAGCUCGAGCAACACCUUCGCACAGAAGUCGUCACCAUGCGGAUUUUUCUCACGAAGAGCUCGGGCAGCAGCAGCCGCAGCAGCAGCACAGCCACGAACACGAUCACGAGCACGAGCACGAGCAUGACCACGAGCACGAGCACCACCAUCGCCAGCAGCCGCAAAAAAGCAUUCCGCUCAAGAUGACCAGCGGUGCGGCGGAACAUCACCAGCUGGACAGUUUGAAAGAUUUUGAGGAUCUCGGGGCAGCCAGGGCAGAGGCGUUAUUUACUGGGCCCGGAGAUGACUCGUUGAUCGUAAAGACGAAGAAGGGCCGAGUGAAAGGUGUCACCCAGACCGCCGCCAGCGGCAAGAAGGUUGACGCCUGGUAUGGCAUCCCCUACGCGGAAAAGCCGAUAGGAGCCCUCAGAUUUCGGCAUCCUCGGCCGGCCGAGCGGUGGGAUGGCAUACUUAACGCCACCCAGCUGCCUAAUAGCUGCGUCCAGAUCCUCGAUACGGUCUUUGGGGACUUUGUCGGCGCGACCAUGUGGAACCCCAACACUCCUUUGAGCGAGGACUGUCUCUACAUUAAUGUCGUCGUUCCCCAGCCCCGUCCGAGGAACGCCGCUGUUAUGGUAUGGAUUUUUGGUGGUGGGUUUUACUCCGGCUCAGCGACGCUAGACGUAUACGACCCGAAGACCCUGGUCUCAGAGGAAAACAUCGUGCUGGUGUCAAUGCAGUACCGGGUCGCCAGUUUGGGGUUCAUGUAUUUCGGUACUUCGGACGUCCCAGGGAACGCCGGGCUUUUUGAUCAGAUGAUGGCGCUCCAGUGGGUCAGGGACAACAUCGCCGCGUUUGGAGGUAAUCCGGAUAAUGUUACCCUCUUUGGAGAGAGCGCAGGCGCGGUAUCUGUUUCAAUGCACUUGCUUUCGCCGCUUUCCAGGCAUCUAUUUAACCAAGCAAUUAUGCAGUCCGGCUCACCAACAGCUCCCUGGGCCAUAAUAUCCCGUGAGGAAUCGAUUGUACGUGGAUUAAGAUUAGCCGAAGCUGUUGGAUGUCCUCACGAUAGAAAUAAUUUACGUUCAGUGAUUGAUUGUCUUGUAACAAUAGAUCCACUGGAUUUAGUUAACAAUGAAUGGGGGACACUUGGUAUAUGUGAAUUUCCAUUCGUCCCGGUUAUCGACGGGGCAUUUUUAGACGAAACGCCCCAGCAGUCACUUGCCAGCGCUUCUUUCAAAAAAGCUAACAUUUUAAUGGGAUCAAACACCGAGGAGGGAUAUUAUUUUAUUAUUUACUAUUUGACAGAAUUAUUCCGCAUAGACGGCACUGAGGAUGUUAAAGUUUCCCAGGAAGAGUUUCACAGAGCUGUUACUGAAUUAAACCCCUAUGUUAACUCUAUAGCGAGACGCGCUAUUAUUUAUGAAUACACCAACUGGCUGAAUCCCGAUGAUCCGAAUGCUAAUCGCAAUGCGAUUGACAAAAUUGUCGGAGACUAUCAGUUUACCUGCAAUGUCAAUGAAUUUGCAGCAAGGUACGCUGAAACUGGGAAUACUGUUUAUAUGUACUAUUAUCAGCACAGAUCUGCUAAUAAUCCUUGGCCGAGAUGGACCGGGGUUAUGCAUGCUGAUGAAAUUAGUUAUAUUUUUGGAGAACCCCUCGAUCCUUCUAAAGGAUACACUCCGCAAGAAAUUACUCUUUCUAAAAGGAUGAUGCGUUAUUGGGCUAAUUUUGCUAAAACUGGAGAUCCAAAUAUGGGAGACGACGGAUCGUGGACUGAAGCAUUCUGGCCCCAACACACGCCCAAAAAUCUGGAGUAUCUAACUCUAGACACAAACACCACCGAAGUUGGUCAGGGGAUAAGAGUGCGACAGUGUGCGUUCUGGAAAAACUACCUCCCAAACCUCAUCGCCGACACCAAUACACUGGAGAUGUCAUCAAAAGAGACCUGCAGUGGCAGUACGUCGGGUACGGACACUGUUUUUACGGUCUGUCUGGCAAUUACCAGUCUCUUAGUGUUUUCAGGACUGCCCAUCACCAACAUACCGGCUUGAGGCUACAUCUAGUCACUCAUCAACAAAUAUAUUAUUGAUAUAUAGAAUUCUCAAGAUAUUUCAAUUAUUAUUACAAUAUUGAUAUUAAUCUUA